This is a messenger RNA of Erythranthe guttata (spotted monkey flower), 1491 nucleotides long. The record is from RefSeq and is a predicted model, not a curated record. NCBI's taxonomy places the organism in Eukaryota, Viridiplantae, Streptophyta, Magnoliopsida, Lamiales, Phrymaceae.
AUUUUAUUCAGUUAAACAAUAAUUAGUAAUUCUAUUUAUUUUGUGUAUUGUGAUGUUACAUAGAGACAUAAGCUAAUAACAAUUUGGAAAUACCAGAUUUUCAGAAUGUGGAUGAUGUUGAGAAUUGGAAUGACCAAGAACAUGAUGAACUUGAUAUGGUUGAAGCUGAUAGUGAAAGUGGAGAAAAUGAAGAAAGUAGUGAAGAAGAAACCGACGACAACGAUUCUACAUUUAGUGAUGGCUUCGAAAACAGUGACUUUGAAUAUGAUGAUAAGUUGUUCGAUGAGAAUAUUGAUAAAGAGAUUGAAUGGGUUGGCAUUACAGAUGAGCCCUCACGAGUUCUUGACAAGAGCAAGCAAAUUGUUGGAAUUCAAGCUGCUGGAAAUUUUAGGCGGUCUUUAAGUGGAAGUGAGUCAUCUUCAAAAGUCAGAACUUCACAGUAUCAUGUAUAUCGAGAUGAUGCAGAUGAUUCGGAUUUUGAAUUUGAGGUGGGAUUGUGUUUUAAAACAGCUUCAGACUUUAGGGAGGCAGUGAGAAGGUACUCAAACAAGCAAGGGAGACCUAUAAAGUUUAGAAAGAAUUGCAGUGACAAAAUUCAAGCCAUUUGUGAGUGUGGAAGUCAAUAAAUAAAGAGCAUUCAUGUUUUAGAGCUCCAAGUUCUCACCAUUGCACUUCCAAAUUUCUUGCAAAUAAAUAUCAACACCACCUUAGGAGUAAUCCUGAGUGGCCUGUUACUUCAAUGCAAGAAAUAAUGCAAAUGGAAAACCGAACAUCCUUGUCUAUUUGGAAAAUGUACCGAGCAAAGAAGCAUGCAGAAAAGUUAGACCAUGGUACAGAGUUGGAACAAUAUGCUAGCUUGUGGCAAUACUGUGAGGAGAUCUAUAGAACCAAUCCCGGCACAACGAUAAAAAUCAAAUGCAAGCAUAUUCCAAGUUCUCAAACAAGUACGUUCAAAAGAAUUUAUAAAUGUUGGGGGGCAUUAAAGAAAGGGUUUAAGGCAUGAUGUAGACCAAUUAUUGGUCUAGAUGGGACACACCUAAAGACAUCAAGAGGUGGAGUUCUAUUAUGCGCAGUUGGUAUUGAUGGAAAUAACAUGAUGUUCCCUAUUGCAUAUGCCAUGGUUUUGAAAGAAAAUAGGAAAUCUUGGGAGUGGUUUGUGAGUCUUCUCAUUGAAGACUUAAACAUGAGAAAUAGUUAUGCAUGGACCAUUAUUUCUGACAAGCAAAAGGGGUUGAUUGGAGCAAUAGAAGACUUGUUACCCCAUUCCGAGCACAGGUUUUGCUUAAGGCACAUGUACAAUAAUUUUAAGCAAAAACACAAGGGACUGCACUUGAAAGACUCUCUUUGGAGAGCUGCUUCAGCGACUAGAAUUGCGGAUUUUAACAAGGAGAUGGAGAAGUUGAAAGCAUGUGAUUCAGCUGUUUAUGAUUGGGUGAGAGAGAGGCCUCCGAUGAACUGGGCAAAGUCGCACUUUAGCACUUGGCCAAAGUG